ACCGAUGCCGAGGAUGACGUUCCAAUGGACCUUGACUCUGAACCUUCCACGCCGCGUAUGAAUACAGCAGCCAAAGCACCCGUCAAGGAUAAGAGGAAGACCAUCUCGUUGACGGAGUAUAACGCCAUGAAAAAGACGAAGACCAAUCCUUCCACAGACGAUACAGCUAGUCCUACCGUCCAAAAGACCACUGGCCAGACUACCGACGGCAUAGUGGGAUGGGCCAACAAUAUUACAUCCGCAGUAGCCAGUGCUUUAGGUUCGGGAAAGGCCGGUGGUGUUCAGCAGAAGGAGGGUCAAUCAUCCAAGAGUUCCGCUCGCGCCGCUCCAACCCCAACGAGCCAUCCAGAUUGGACUCUGCCCGCUCGUCCAUCGAUGGUCGUACCAGCCAACUUCAAGCUGAAUGCCGACGAUUGGCACCCUGACACUACUCCGCUCAUCAACCAGGCAGCGAUGGUACAGAAGUACGCUCGGGACGCAGACCGGGCUGCGACGCGUCUUGCUCGGGAUACGGCGGCCUUGGAGAAAUCGAAGAAGGAAGGAAAGUGAGGGGGAGAGGAUGGAGAUUGCUUUGGUUGGGG
Mollisia scopiformis is the source of this 581-nucleotide messenger RNA. RefSeq lists its product as uncharacterized. The coding region runs from base 25 to 549 and encodes 174 amino acids. The transcript has a single exon. The record is from RefSeq and is a predicted model, not a curated record. NCBI's taxonomy places the organism in Eukaryota, Fungi, Ascomycota, Leotiomycetes, Helotiales, Mollisiaceae.